Callithrix jacchus (white-tufted-ear marmoset) is the source of this 584-nucleotide messenger RNA. RefSeq names its product ribosomal protein L36a like (gene RPL36AL). The record is from RefSeq and is a predicted model, not a curated record. Gene Ontology annotation, cellular component: ribosome. Gene Ontology annotation, biological process: translation. Gene Ontology annotation, molecular function: structural constituent of ribosome. Lineage: Eukaryota; Metazoa; Chordata; Mammalia; Primates; Cebidae.
GCCGUGGCCGGCUGCCUAUUGGUUGGCAGUACUGUCGCUCAGGUGCAGUUCCUGCUUCCGCUCCUUUUUUUUCCCUUUCCUGCUGCGAGGCGAGAGCUGCGCGAGGCGAGUGUCUCGGACGCUGUUUCUGGUUUUCAUCAUAUAGACAGACCAGCCCUUCUGCAAAGAUGGUCAACGUACCUAAAACCCGAAGAAACUUCUGUAAGAAGUGUGGCAAGCAUCAGCCUCACAAAGUGACACAGUACAAGAAGGGCAAGGAUUCCUUGUAUGCCCAGGGAAAGAGGCGCUAUGAUCGGAAGCAGAGUGGCUAUGGUGGGCAGACAAAGCCAAUUUUCCGGAAGAAGGCUAAGACCACAAAGAAGAUUGUGCUCCGGCUGGAAUGUGUUGAGCCUAACUGCAGAUCCAAGAGGAUGCUGGCCAUUAAGAGAUGCAAGCAUUUUGAACUGGGAGGAGAUAAGAAGAGAAAGGGCCAAGUGAUCCAGUUCUAAACUUUGGAAUUUUUUCAUUUAAUAUUGGAAAGAAAAUGUUGAAGCUGUAGAAAAAUUACCUGUAGGAAAAUAAAUACAGUGAUAUUCUUAUGCAAA